UAUCUCAGCAAAUAUACUUCGUCAGCCCGAUUACUCUUACAUCCCCUUCGUGAUAUCAACGCCGUGCUGCUGCCUUGAUACAUAUUAUUUUCCACUAAAAUGGUCCCUUCGUAAUUUGGUCUGUGUUGCCAUGGUACUGCUUUCUCCAUAUCGAACCAAGCUUACCUAACAUCGCAUCUUCCAAUGAACAUGCAGGAAGACUUCUCUAAAUCAAGAUGGCAGCUAAAGUGACUGACGAAUUUAUCCGUCAGUUUUGUUUGCUACCUAUGCCCAUUUCAAUAUAGCAAACAACCCCUACGCUCUUCCCUUGAAUGUCAAAAGCUGACGUCCUCAUUUGUAUCCUCAUCCAUAUUCCUCCAUUUCUCGAACUCAUUCUCCUUGAGUGCAAAAACUUCUCAAAGAUGGACUCGGAGAUCACACUCCCAACAAAUACACUCUACAACAUCUCCAUUCACCUCAGUAUCAACAUACCAGUCCAAGCUAGCGAUACAUCAAGCUUCACCUUCGCACAUAUCGUCGCCCUCUUCGUCCUCGUCACAAUGGGCAUGUUUCUAGCAUUAUGGCUCUUUCUGCAUGUUUUCGCGCGCGACGACGAACCGUCAAAGUCUAUAUACAGUGGUGACGAUUCGUUUCGCAGCGACGAUAAUUUUGGGAGACCCAAUCGCCGUGAUCGGUCGGCUAGCACCAGCAUAUCCGAGGUCAGUGUACAUUCUGAUCGUCAUGUCAGGUUCCAUCGGGCUGAGACCUGGUAGACGAUUUGCUGCUUAUCCGGCAUGGUGGUAGACACUUUGCACUCUUUGCUGCAGGCAUGAAUGAGGAUGAGACGUAUUGAGAGAUGAAGAGAUAUAUGAUAUGAUGAUGUUGUGGGUAAAUGAAAAUG
This is a messenger RNA of Aureobasidium subglaciale EXF-2481, 880 nucleotides long. RefSeq lists its product as uncharacterized. NCBI's taxonomy places the organism in Eukaryota, Fungi, Ascomycota, Dothideomycetes, Dothideales, Saccotheciaceae. The transcript is spliced from 2 exons. Bases 312 to 752 code for a protein of 146 amino acids. The record is from RefSeq and is a predicted model, not a curated record.